AAUACAAAAAUAUAUCUGGUGUCAAACAUGUAAUCUUCAAAAAACUGGCACAAGAGUAGCAAGUAGAAAUAGGAAUAUUGAUAAUUGUAUUAAGAAAUUUCUACUUAAAGCUACAGAAUAUGAAAGU
Molecule: messenger RNA, 127 nt
Organism: Racocetra persica
Lineage: Eukaryota; Fungi; Glomeromycota; Glomeromycetes; Diversisporales; Gigasporaceae
Source: the annotation of a GenBank genome assembly